AUGAUUCAAACGGGCAACCUCAAUGGGAUCUUGUUUCCAACGUCAAACCUUGGAAAGUUGAGAACUGAAUUUUUUGAUGAUUUCCAGACAGCAUUAAAUUUCAAAGAAACGUUGGAAGGAUGGAAUUGUUGUACGAUGUACUGGUUGCGACGUGUUGCAUAUGAUCGCGCUCCAAAAGGAUACCGAACUUUAUCGACAUAUUUAUUGUCAGCAGUUUGGCAUGGCUUCUUUUUGGGUUAUUAUGUCACUUUCUUGACUGGCGCUUUGUUCACUGUUUCUGCACGAACGGUACGUCGUUGCUUACGUUGGCGCUUUCAAAGGAAUCAAUUUUUGCAGCGCUUUUAUGACAUCCUUACACUGGUUAUGACCAAAAUUGCUCUGUCUUAUGCAGCAUAUCCGUUUGUUAUGAUGCACCUUGGUCCUGGUUUAUAUUUUUACAGUCGUCUUUAUUUUUGCUUGCAUAUUAUUGCUUCCCUUGCUUUGAUUGUCCUGCCACGAAUGCUGUCUCCACAGUCAAAAUCAGCUCAAGGCAAGAAUGACUGUAGUGUGAAAAAAUUAUCAUAA
Molecule: messenger RNA, 564 nt
Organism: Acanthocheilonema viteae
Lineage: Eukaryota; Metazoa; Nematoda; Chromadorea; Rhabditida; Onchocercidae
Source: the annotation of a GenBank genome assembly